AUGACGAAUGAAGAGUUAAAAAAAGAUUCAAAUAUACAAAAUAAUGUGUCACCAGAGGAAAAUAAGAUGGAGAUACCAUUCAAGGAACUUGUUAGCCUCGAUAUUGAUGGUUUUGUCAAUUUAUUGGGAUAUGCAACACAAAACAAGCUCGUAAUCCUAAACUACAAGCAAUUAACAAGCAGAGAAGGUGCAACAGAACUAGUUUCUAUUGAAAAACAAGGCAUUCGUGAUUUUAAAUUUGUUAGAUAUCAAGAUACAAUUGGCUACUACUUAAUUAAUGACAAUAAUUUAGAAAUAUAUUCAUUUGAAAAGAAAGAUCCGAUGAAAACAAUCGAAAUACCAAUAGAAAAUUUAAAAUCUUUUUACGAUAAUGUGUCUUAUCCAUAUAUAUUUGUAAAAACACCAGACAAAGUCGUUACAGUCAAUAUGAAUACUUCGGAAACAGCAGAAAUCAACUGUUUAUCAGAAGUUUCAAACAUUUGUAUUACAUCUCAAGGAAAACUCGCAUUUUUCGAGGACAAUAAGAUAUUCAUUUACACGCCCAUGGAAGAAAAACCACGUUUACUUACAGAAAUGGCCGAUGUCAAAGGAAAAUCUGCACUUAUAUCAACAGUUCAAGAUAACAUCAUUUUCAUCUCUCAUUACCUCAAAGCUCCACAUAUUCAACUCCAAAUGAUCAAUGUUACAACUAAAAAUGUCAAAAAAUACGAUUAUAAUAAUUAUUAUCCAGAUAAAGUCACAGAUCAGAUAAACAGAAGUGACGAACCCAUUAUUGCAUAUGGUCAGCAGUUUCUUCCCAUUAUUACUCUUUUCGGGCCGAUGAAAAUUCCAUAUUUCAUUGCAUUUAACAAUUUUAAUUUGAAUUUAUGGGUUCCAGAGCAAGGUUUAAAGAGUUAUCAAGAAGACAACUACAGGUGCAUGUGGUGUAUGACUGAUUUAGAGGACAUGCAGUAUGCUUUAUUCGAUCCAUUAUUUGUUUACUACAGAACAGAAGAUAUUGAAUUCGAUGAUGAAGAAGAACAAAAGAGUUUUGAACAUAAAUCACUUUCUGACUUUGUUUCUUUGAAGAUAGAGAUAAAAGGAGAACAACUCGUUGAAAAAGAAACAGAUAUGGAAAUGGUUAUUGAUGAACAAGAAGAAAAUAUUGGAGAAUCACAUGUUUUCUUUGGAAAAUUUGGAGAAAAACUCAUUUUAUAUCAAAAUAAAAUGAUUAUAAUUGUAUAUGAUGAAGAAAAAGAAAUCCCUCUUCCUGAAGACAUCGGAUUGAAAUUUGUUAAAUUCACUUAUUCAGUUGAUUUAACUCAAACUUAUGUAGUUAUAGGUGGCGAUGAUUUUAUCUCGGCUUAUAACUUCGAAACUGAAAAAUAUGUUAAUUUUUUGUUGCCAGAUGAAGUGACCAAUUUGCCACUUCUCAAAAUUGUUACAGAAAAAGCAACUUUUCCUAUUAUUUAUGCACUUUUCGGAAACACAAUUAUUUCUUUGUCACUUUUUAGUGAAAAUGUCGAAAUUUUAUUUACAAAGAAGAAAGAAAUCGAAACAAAAACUCCCGAUAAAAAUGAAGAAAAAACUGAAGAAAAAGAUGAUGAAAAUAAAGACGAUACAAAAAGUGACAAAAAGGAUGAACUAAAAAGUGAAGAAUCAAAUGAUAAAAAUGCAGAAGAAACAAAAAUUAAUGAAAAAGAAAAUCCAAACAAUGAAGAAAAUAAAGAUAAAAAUGAAAAUUCUGAAGAAAACAAAGAAAAAACUGAAAAUAAUGAUCAAAAAUUUGAAGAGGAAGAAGAGGAAGAAAUUUAUGAUAUUGACAUUGAAGUUAUUUAUAAGAAUGAUGGCAGAAUCAAUGAGUACAGUUUGUUUAUGUAUGAAGACAGAACUCUUUAUGAAUAUGUAAAUGGAUCAUUUACAAUUUUCAAAGGUUCACACAGCCAAAAUUCGAAACUUUACAAUGUUUCUUCUUAUAUUGUUGCUGUUUCAGAUAAGUCAAUUUUGAUUUUGUCUCCCGAUGACAAAAAUAAAUCUCAGCUAGUUGAAUUCGAAUCAAAUGAUAGAAUUGUUUCAACUUUGUCAAAUUUGCCAUUCUUUUCAAUUUUUGAUAGAGAAACAAAGAAUUUGUCACUUUUUGGGAUUGAAGAUGAAAAAUUAACAAAAAUUCCAUUACCUUUAGAAGACAAAAGUGUUUUAGAGCAAACAGAAGAGAUAUGUUUAGUUUUCCAAGAUGAUCAACUCUAUUUCCAGUGUUUUACAAAUGAUUUUGUAAUCAAAUACAUUGAAGUAUUAAAUUACAAAUUUGCAAAACUUCAAAGUGAUGAUUUGGACAAUGUUUAUUUAUACGAAAAACAAAAGCUAGGAAAUACAUCAACAAAGCCUUUAUUCACAGUGUCUUUUGCAGAUAAAAUCGCUUUGAUUGGUGAAAACAAAGUUGACAUUUACGGUUUUAACGGUUAUAAAAUUAAUCCUCCAGCAAAUUCAGUAGAUCUCAGAGGAGUAAUUCAUUCAUGUUCUGUCGACAAAAAAUUGAUUCUUUUGACAAACCAUAAAAUUGUAAUUACAAAUGAAAACGGUUUUGUAAUUUACAACAGAACAUUUGAAGAUGUUGAAUUUGUCAAAGUAAUGACAAACAGAAUUUUGUAUCCUGCUGUUUUUAUAGUCCAAAAAUACGAUGAUGAUUAUUUCUGUGGUUUUUAUUUGAACACCAUGACAAACCAAAUUAACUUUGCUGUUGACGACAACUGUUCUCCAUUAAUUUUCACAGAUAUAAGUUUAACAAAAAGUGGUUCAUUUGCGGCGGUUUUGCCAAAUAGUACUUUUUGCAUUCAAUCGAUUUUUGGGUUGAUUUAUUACAAUUCAUUUUCUUCAUAUUCUUUUGUCAAAACUGUUUAUGAUUUAACACUUUUCUUCAAUCCUAUGGAAGACAAAACCGAAAUAUUUAUCAUAGAUGAUAAACAUCAAGGUUUUAGUUUUUACGAUGAUAGAAUUUUAGUUGAAGAAAAUCUUUUUGUUUCUAAAGACAACAGAAUGAUGUUCUACAAAGAUGAGGAUAACACAGUUUAUUAUUAUGAUUUGGCAAUUCCUAACAAACCUUUGAUUUGUCAUAACUCUAAAAGCGAAAAAUUAACGCUUUUGAAUCCAAGUUUCCAUGAACUUUCAAGAUUAGAUUGUUUUGUUGGAAUGAAUGAAAAGAAGAUUUUGUUUGUUAUGCCUUUGAACAUCGAAGUAGAAGAAGAAGAGGUAGAAAUCAUCGAAUUUGUUCCUCAAAUGGUUGAUUCUAUAAACGAAAAGACUAUUUACGUUGAAUACAAAGAGAAGAUCAUUAAACCAAAGAGAAGAACACCACUCGAUGUAAGAGCGAAAUACGAAAGAAACAGAGACAAAAAGACUUUCCACAAACAUGAAAUUGUAAACUUGACAAGAAAAUACGAACUGGAAAGGAUUAAUUCUGAAAAGAUAAAGCCACAACAGAAAGGAAUGAUAAGAAGAACCAAGUAUGGAAAAUAA
This is a messenger RNA of Trichomonas vaginalis G3, 3492 nucleotides long. RefSeq lists its product as uncharacterized. The record is from RefSeq and is a predicted model, not a curated record. The transcript has a single exon. The coding region runs from base 1 to 3492 and encodes 1163 amino acids. Lineage: Eukaryota; Parabasalia; Trichomonadida; Trichomonadidae.